Geodia barretti is the source of this 501-nucleotide messenger RNA. Lineage: Eukaryota; Metazoa; Porifera; Demospongiae; Tetractinellida; Geodiidae. The record is from the annotation of a GenBank genome assembly.
AUGGUCUGUAGAGCAGUUGCAGAGGCGGGAAAUCCGGUUGUGUCCGUCGCAUAUCAAGCGGAUAGUUGGCACAGUCCGCCCGGUGUUCUUACUUUCGAACAUGUUGACAGCGACGGUCGUCAAUUCUACGGGACGCUCCAUCAAGUGAGCGGUUCGUGGGGAACAGUGCAGAUUCACACACAGGAAGCCUACGGUGGCGAGAAUUUCAGAAUCUACACCGGCACCGGUUAUCCGUUCGACAAGACGGAGAUCUGGUUGCCGGCGAUUUGGGCGUUCCAGAACAUGGCACUCCACAACGAGAUGCCACAGACCUUUGAUCAGAUUUUGCAGAAGACGAACGUCUUCCUCGCAGGCUGGAAAUCGGUCUUGGAAAACGAUGGCAAACCCGUGAAAUUAACGGAUGUUGCCGAAGAAUGGGAAGCCCCGUCUGAGCUACCGAAUCAUCCCGAACACGAUACGGUCUCUCUAUUCCAGAAAAAGUUCGGGGAUGCUUCAGUAUAG